UUGUGAAACUGCAUUAAAUGAUGAAUUAAUGCUAUAAUUGUCGUACCAAUGAUAAAAUACCAAAGAUUAAUUAGCUCAUUAUUAAUAUAACACAAGAUUAAUCUUGAAUCUUAUGAAUUUCAAGAAGAGAGUGUGUAUGUGUUUUCUGUCUUAAAAAUAUUAAAAACGUGAAAUAAUAUUUGAAGCUUAAAAUGAUGAGAACUUUAGAAAAGUAUGAAAAAAAAUGUGUUAAGUAUGUGAAAUAAUAUGUGCGUGAAUGUGAUAAUAUAAGCUUUUAUAUUGAACUUGCAAUAAAGUUUCGUCAAAAUCGAAAAAGUUAUCGAAUCGAAAAGUUAUCGGUUUUGUAUUCUGGGCACACGAAGCUGAAUGUUGUUAUCAUGGUUUUCUUCGGAAGAAAAGAAAAGCUGGAGGACCGUCAAUUACUGGCCAGCAUAGAUGCGAUGAAUGGCGCGAUUACCCAUCAAAUCGACAACGCUGCUUUCAUGCACAUACGUGACAAUAUUGAGGAACUGGGUAAAGUCGCCGAUGACACAGACCUGUUAUUCUUGAAGGGCCUACUCGACAGCCCGGUCGUCACGUCUCUUGUAAAGGUUCAGGAGCGUCUGGAGGAUCCGCCAGUGCCCGUAGAACCGGUAUGCUCAUCCGUCUGUGACAUUGUUGACGAAGUGUGUGACGCCUUCCAAACCUCCAGGAACUUAUAUGCUAAGGAACUGGUGAAUCUUCUUAGGAAUUCGCAUCUAAAAGCGCUCUUGGAGACGCACGACGCAGUUGUAAAACACAAGGAAGCGUCCUCUAAAGCGAUUUCUCCCUUAGUGACAAUGCCGACGAGCAAGAAGGAAGCAAUGCCUAUGAGGGUGGUUGGUCUUAGAAGACAACCAGACGAGCCAUUGGGUCUAACAGUACAAGUCGAUGAAUCUGGGAAUAUGAUUAUUGCCAGAAUUCUCGGUGGCAGCACAGCAGCUCGUCAAGAGCUUCUGAGGGUAGGUGAAGUAAUACUCGAGGUCAAUGGUAAAAGAGUUCGAAAUCCAGAAGAGCUACAGCAAGCAAUCCAGGAAGCCAAAGAGAAUCUAUCACUGAAAUUGGCUCCAGGUAUCGCUACUGAUACAAAUCGACUUCUCAAGUCUACGUGUUACAUGAGAGCCCUUUUCGAUUAUGAUCCGUCGGAAGACACGCUUCUACCUUGUAGAGAAAUUGGUUUACCUUUCCAAAAAGGCGACAUUCUCCAAAUUGUCGAUCAAGCUGAUCCGAAUUGGUGGCAGGCCCGAAGAGUGGAGGGCGAAAGUCUCGGAUCGCCCGGAUUAAUACCUUCGCUGGAAUUGGAAGAGCGCAGAAAAGCAUUCGUGCCACCCGAGGCUGACUUUGUUCACAAGAUCAGUAUUUGCGGCACCAGGAUAUCUAAGAAGAAAAAAAGGAAAAUGUACCAAUCUAAAUCGAACGGUGAGUUCGAUGCUGCCGAGUUACUUCUCUACGAAGAAGUCGCCCGAAUGCCGCCAUUUCGACGCAAAACAUUAGCUCUGGUCGGACCACGCGGCGUAGGUCGGCGGACUCUAAAAAACAGGUUGAUCAACAGCGAUCCCGAGAAAUUUGGCACUGUCGUACCUUAUACAUCAAGGCCACCUAGAGUUCUCGAGGAGGAUGGCAAGAGCUACUGGUUCACUGAUCGCGAGACGAUGGAGGCUGACAUCAGGGAACACAGAUUUUUGGAACAUGGCGAACACGGUGGACAUUUGUAUGGUACAAAAUUGGAUUCUGUGCGAGAAAUGAUAAGAGCCGGCAAGAUGUGCGUAUUGGAUUGCAGUCCAGCCGCGCUCAAGAUCCUCCAUAACAGUACCGAGUUUAUGCCUUAUGUUAUAUUCAUCGCAGCGCCCGGAAUGGAGCAGCUGAAGUCUUUAUAUGAUCUCGGUAGAUCGACCGGUGCUAGCAGUCGGAAUCUAACGUUCGACCGCCAGAGUUCCAUCAGAUACAGUUCGAGAAGAGCUAGGACACUGGAAUCUCUCGCGUCUUUAUAUGAGGAGGAUGAUUUGAGAUCUACAUUGGAGGAAUCCGCAGCUUUGCAGAGAGCCUAUGAAAAAUACAUUGAUUUGGUGAUUGUGAACGAGGAUUUUGACAAUACGUUCAGGCAGGUGAUUGCAGCUUUGGAUGCUUUAGCUACGGAGCAUCAAUGGGUACCAGUCAAUUGGAUUUAUUAAUUGGUUCUCGAAUUCGACGUAACAGAAGAAUAGGAAGCUAAAAAAGCUGUGUGCCAGUUUUAUGCGCGAAUAAACGAUAAAUUUAUUAUUGCUGAUGUCACAUUUGAAAACUGCGAAAUUACAUUAUGAAAAAUAUGUAUAUUACUCUCUUGUAUUCAAAGUAAACUCCGUUUAUCGCGCAAUUUACUAAGAAAAGACAAGGCACAUAUAAUCAGAGUACAAAGAAUGUUAUCAAUUGCGGCAUCGAUAUCAAUUGCGUCUAAAAAGCGCAAUCAAGAGAAUGUCAUUGCCGUUUAUAAUUAAAUGCAACGUUUACUUUUUAUAAAUUAGCGAUAGCUUUUUACAAAUUUAUUAAAAUAUGACCUGUUCUAUGUAUGAAAUCUGAAUUUUCACAUAUAUAUAAUACAUGUUAAAUUGUAAUAGAAGAGCUGACAACUGAAUUUUUUUCAGUUCAAUCAUUCGUUCUUGAUAAAUAGAGCAAUGAAGAUAGAAAAUCCUACUUAUAUCUAAGAACAUGAUACUUUUUUUAUAAUGGAGAGAGAAAGUUAUAUAUCGCUGCAUUUUUUACUGCCAAUUUCUACAACGACUAUAUUAACAAUGGGUCAAUUGAUGUAAAAAUGUUAGACUGCCGUCCAGUUAAUUUUAGUUUAUUUUUAAGUUAAUUAAACACAUAACAAAAUACAUGUAUAUGUUCAAGUCUAUUAUACGUAUAUUUUUCGUGU
Cataglyphis hispanica is the source of this 2911-nucleotide messenger RNA. It is a transcript of the gene vari, whose product is annotated as MAGUK p55 subfamily member 2. Gene Ontology annotation, cellular component: plasma membrane; cell-cell junction. The transcript is spliced from 8 exons. Bases 378 to 2189 code for a protein of 603 amino acids. NCBI's taxonomy places the organism in Eukaryota, Metazoa, Arthropoda, Insecta, Hymenoptera, Formicidae. The record is from RefSeq and is a predicted model, not a curated record. Gene Ontology annotation, molecular function: protein binding.